UAACUAUUUCUUCUUCUAUAUCAAAGCCACGUUGACCAUUCAGAUUUGUUUCCCCGUUUGAGCUCCCAUAUACUCACUUUCACUACACAUUUAACCUUAGAUGAUUGAAGAUAGAUACUAUGGCUACUGCUGAAAAAAAUAGGGCUCCAUAUGGAUCAUGGAAGUCACCUAUCACUGCAGAUAUCGUCUCGGGUUCUGAUAAACGCCUUGAAGGCUUCACUGUAGACUCUCAUGGCCACUUAAUAUGGCUGGAGACUCGCCCUGCUGAGUCUGGACGAGCUGUGCUUGUUAAACAAUCAGGGGAAGAUAUUACACCUAAAAACUUCAAUGUUCGAAACACUGUUCAUGAAUAUGGUGGUGGGUCUUUUGGGGUUUCUGGAGAUGUACUUGUUUUCUCCAAUUUUGAUGACCAGAGAUUGUACAAACAGAUCCUCACCUCUUCAGAUUUAGGUCCAGUGCCCAUAACUCCAGAUUAUGUGGGACCUCAUGUAAGAUAUGCUGAUGGGGUCUUUGAUAGUCGUUUAAACCGCUAUAUUGCUGUAAGAGAAGAUCAUCGAGGGGUUGAUGCAAAGCCAACUAAUGAGAUUGUGAGUGUUACUCUUAAUGAUAACACCACUGAAGAACCAAAAGUCUUGAUUAGUGGGAAUGAAUUCUAUGCAUUCCCACGGGUGGACGUGAAAGGGGAACGUUUGGCCUGGAUAGAAUGGAGCCACCCUAACAUGCAUUGGGAUAAAUCAGAGCUUUGGGUUGGGUAUAUAUCUGAGAGCGGAGACAUCGAGAAGCGAGUAGUAGUUGCUGGUGGCUGUCCUACUCUGGUGGAAUCGCCAACUGAGCCUCUAUGGUCGUCCAAAGGGGAAUUGUUUUUCAUAACAGACAGAAAUACAGGGUUUUGGAACAUAUACAAAUGGGUUGAAGAUCAAAAUGAGGUCCUUGCAAUUUACUCUUUGAACGCUGAGUUCACAAGACCAUUUUGGGUUUUUGGAAAUCGAUGUUAUGACAUCAUUGAGCGGAAAGAGGAAUCAACAAUUAUUGCGUGCAGCUACAGGCAACAUGGAAAGUCAUAUCUUGGUGUUAUAAAUCAAGCUAAGAACUCUUUCUGUUCAGUUGAUAUUCCAUUCACUUACAUAUCAAAUAUUGUCGCAAGUGGACAGAUCCUUUACAUUGAGGGUGCAUCUUCUGUUCUUCCUACUUCUUUAGCAAAGGUGAUACUAGAUGAUCAUAUGUCAAAUGUUGUAGAUUUCAGUAUCAUGUGGUCAUCUUCUUCAGACAUUGACAAGUACAUACCAUAUUUCAGCCACCCAGAGUUUAUUGAAUUUCCAACAGAUGUGGCUGGUCAAAAUGCCUAUGCAUACUUCUAUCCUCCAUGUAAUCCAGAAUAUAAUGGUAGUCAAGAAGAAAAACCUCCACUGUUGCUAGAAAGCCAUGGAGGGCCAACAGACGAGGCACGUGGAACCUUAAAUCUUAGCAUCCAAUAUUGGACUAGUCGAGGAUGGGCAUUUGUGGAUGUCAACUAUGGAGGAAGUACGGGUUAUGGUAGGGCAUACCGAGAACGCCUUUUGGGAAAGUGGGGAAUCGUUGACAUCAAUGAUUGUUGCUCUUGUGCUAAAUAUUUGGUGGAUGAGGGGAAGGUUGAUGGAAAGCGCCUUUGCAUAACUGGGUGUUCUGCUGGCGGUUACACAACAUUAGCCUCUCUUGCUUUCAGAGAUACAUUCAGAGCUGGCGCUUCUUUAUUUGGAAUUGCUGAUUUGAAGUCAUUGAGUGAUCAUAUGCACAAAUUUGAAUCCCACUAUAUCAUUAAUCUUGCUGGUAAUGAAAUCGCUUUAAAUGAGCGGUCUCCUAUCAACUUUGUUGAUCGAUUCUCUUGCCCCAUAAUAGUGUUCCAAGGAUUAGAAGACACGGUUGUCCAGCCAGAACAGGCCCGAAAAAUCUACCAGGCCUUGAAGAAAAAGGGGUUACCUGUGGCUCUCGUGGAAUAUGAAGGAGAAUCUCAUGGAUUUCGUAAGGCAGAAAGCAUAAAAUACACUCUUGAGCAACAAAUGGUGUUCUUUGCUCGAACAGUUGGACAUUUUGCAGUGGCUGAUGAUAUAACUCCCACACACAUUGACAACUUUGAUUAAGUACAACCAGUAUCGCGCUGUCCUCAUGAGGUGAGAAUGAGAACUCCAGUUGCCAUUUCCAUCAAAUGUUGGAUUCCGCCACUCAAUAAGGAACUUGUAGUUCGCCCUUGUCCACAUCUCCCUAUAGAUGGUGCUAAAGAAUAAAUACUUUGGACUAUGGUGUGUUGUUAACCAGACAAUAAACACAAAUCCUUUUUUGUUGUUGGAGUUGAACCUGUGAAUUCAAUAAGGAAUAUGUUUAAUACGAAGUCAUUUGGAUCUGA
Molecule: messenger RNA, 2380 nt
Organism: Solanum lycopersicum (tomato)
Lineage: Eukaryota; Viridiplantae; Streptophyta; Magnoliopsida; Solanales; Solanaceae
Product: dipeptidyl-peptidase 5
Biological process (GO): proteolysis
Molecular function (GO): serine-type peptidase activity
Source: RefSeq, a predicted model, not a curated record